Messenger RNA from Suncus etruscus (white-toothed pygmy shrew), 1720 nucleotides. It is a transcript of the gene SH3GLB2, whose product is annotated as SH3 domain containing GRB2 like, endophilin B2. Gene Ontology annotation, biological process: membrane organization. Gene Ontology annotation, cellular component: cytoplasm; membrane. The coding region runs from base 97 to 1299 and encodes 400 amino acids. The transcript is spliced from 12 exons. The record is from RefSeq and is a predicted model, not a curated record. NCBI's taxonomy places the organism in Eukaryota, Metazoa, Chordata, Mammalia, Eulipotyphla, Soricidae. Gene Ontology annotation, molecular function: protein binding.
GGCUCGGCUUCGGCGGUGGCGGUUGCGCUUGCGGCCGGGCGGCCCCGGCAGCAGGUGGGUGGGCGCGGUGCGGGCGCGCGGGGUCCGUUGGGCGCCAUGGACUUCAACAUGAAGAAGCUGGCAUCCGACGCGGGCAUCUUCUUCACGCGGGCCGUGCAGUUCACAGAGGAGAAGUUUGGCCAGGCUGAAAAGACAGAGCUGGAUGCCCACUUUGAGAACCUCCUAUCCCGGGCCGACAGCACCAAAAACUGGACAGAGAAAAUCCUGCGGCAGACAGAGGUGCUGCUGCAGCCAAACCCCAGUGCCCGCGUGGAGGAGUUCCUGUAUGAGAAGCUGGACAGGAAGGUCCCCUCCAGGGUCACCAAUGGGGAACUGCUGGCCCAGUACAUGGAGGAGGCGGCGAGCGAACUGGGGCCCACUGCACCCUAUGGGAAGACACUGCUGAAGGUGGCCGAGGCAGAGAAGCGCCUGGGCACAGCCGAGAGGGACUUUAUCCACACAGCCUCCAUCAACUUCCUCACGCCCCUGCGCAAUUUCCUGGAAGGGGACUGGAAGACAAUUUCGAAAGAGAGGCGGCUCCUCCAGAACCGGCGUCUGGACUUGGACGCCUGCAAAGCGCGACUCAAGAAGGCCAAGGCUGCCGAAGCUAAAGCCACGACGGUGCCUGACUUUCAGGAGACUAGACCUCGUAAUUACAUUCUCUCGGCCAGCGCCUCCGCGCUCUGGAAUGACGAGGUGGACAAGGCCGAGCAGGAGCUUCGAGUAGCGCAGACAGAGUUUGACCGGCAGGCAGAGGUGACGCGGCUGCUACUGGAGGGAAUUAGCAGCACGCAUGUCAACCACCUUCGCUGCCUGCAUGAGUUCGUUGAGUCUCAGACCACGUACUAUGCCCAGUGCUACCGUCACAUGCUGGACUUACAGAAACAGCUGGGCAGCUCCCAGGGAGCCAUAUUCCCGGGCACCUUCGUGGGCACCACAGAGCCCACUUCCCCGCCCCUGAGUAGCACCUCUCCCACCACCGCGGCUGCCACCAUGCCUGUGGGGCCUCCUGGGGCUGGCCUGACCCAACCGGCGGAGGCUGCACUCUGCCUGGAAGAGGUGGCACCCCCCGCCAGUGGUACCCGGAAGGCCCGAGUGCUCUAUGACUAUGAGGCAGCCGACAGCAGUGAGCUGGCCCUGCUGGCUGAUGAGCUCCUCACGGUCUAUAGCCUGCCCGGCAUGGACCCCGACUGGCUCAUCGGGGAACGAGGCAACAAGAAGGGCAAAGUCCCAGUCACCUACUUGGAGCUGCUCAGCUAAGCAGGCCCUGCCGUCCUGGCUGAGAUGGGACAGAUGGCACAGCCGUGCCCAUGUGGGGAUGCCCUGCGGCCCAGGGUGGGGAAACCAGCCAUCACCUAGCCGUGAAGAGCCCUACACAGCCCCGCUUCUGAUCUGUGGUUCUGCACCCCCCUUGCCUGCACCCCAGCAUUUAACCCUCCCGCUCCUACGGCGGGGGGUCUAAGUGGGGGCACCCUUGGCAAGAAGGGAGCCCCUCACUGCCUUUCCAUUGCCCACAGGCAAGGCAGAGGCCGGGAGCUUGGCUGCAGGGGUACCCCAGGUGCUUACCCCGCCCCAGGCUGCAGCCCAUAACCGACACCCACUUUUUCACAAUCUUUCUACUUGGCCUGUCUGCUUGCUGUCUAGCGGUGAUGAAUAAAAACCCUUCUGCGCCUGCGUGGUA